Molecule: messenger RNA, 939 nt
Organism: Ustilaginoidea virens
Lineage: Eukaryota; Fungi; Ascomycota; Sordariomycetes; Hypocreales; Clavicipitaceae
Exons: 1
Coding region: 1-939 (312 amino acids)
Source: RefSeq, a predicted model, not a curated record
AUGCGUGCUUCUUUCUUUCUAUUCCUAGCAACCGUCUUCCUCGGCACAGCUGAAGCUGGGCUGCGCCAUAUCUACGAAAAUAUUUACACCUACUUGGUGUACCAGUUGGAGCUGAAUUUGCCUGAAAACGAGCGCAUUGUUGGUGUCAAGUGCGCUUCCGCCGACUACAAAACCCAAAGAUGCCUGGAUCCGGGAAAUGGGGCGCCCAGACACAAGCACUGCAAGGGAACAGUUUCCAUCGUUGUCAAGGGCACAACAAUCCCAGACACUUGCAGCUUGCGAGAGUUUCUCAGCCACAUCAGUGGAAACAAGGGAUCUCGCGCAAACCAGCCACUGGACGGAGCUGAUGUCAAGAAUUGGAGAAACGUUCCCCUCCUUGGGAGGCGAGUUGGUGAGAAUUCGGUGAAUUUCGACAUCGACUAUGCAGCAGAUCAGAUGAUGGACAAAAGAAUCGGCAACAUGCAGGCUCCUACGUAUUGCAAAGUGAAGGACGGCCAAGGGUAUAUGUCGAGUUUGGACAGAAUGGCCAAACGAGUCGGCGAAAUCAAGCGAGGAAUGACAGCGGACGAAAUCAUUGACAAGAAGUCGCUGUUUAAGGGAUUGGACACUGCCGCGGACGCUGUUGUCGACAGCCGAAUUGUCGACUCGGACAAGUAUCUUAUUCCACAGUUGGAAAAGGCGGCCAAAGGAUAUAGAAUCGCUACCAAAUCCCAGUUCGACGGUCGCAUGUUCAUGUAUCGGGAAACCGUAGACCGGAUUAGGAGCUCAGCUGCUGGCAUGGGAGAGUCGACUGUCAACUCCAGAAUUGAAGCGCUAGAAAAUGAGAUCAAGGCGUUUAGGAACUCAAGAGAAGCAAAAGCUCACGCAGCGCCAAUAGAGAAGUGGCGACAGAUGAAAGAUCUCAUGGUGCGUGUACCAGGAUGCGAGCUGCGGCCGUGA